Molecule: messenger RNA, 1377 nt
Organism: Histoplasma mississippiense
Lineage: Eukaryota; Fungi; Ascomycota; Eurotiomycetes; Onygenales; Ajellomycetaceae
Exons: 2
Coding region: 1-1377 (458 amino acids)
Source: RefSeq, a predicted model, not a curated record
AUGAUCGACCAAGAUAACAACCUGGUGUGGCGACAUGGAAGCUUUAACGUGUGUAUCCCAGUACAUAUCAACAACUCUGGACGAUCUCUACCUGCGAAAAUGGCGUUCAGGGUGCCUUUGCCAUAUAAGAUUGGUGAAGAAGCAUUCCCUGGCAAUGCAGAGGAGAAGGUGCGGUCUGAGGCUGCAACAUACAUCUGGAUCAAUGAGAACUGUCCGGAUAUACCUAUUCCAAAGCUACAAGGAUUUGGAGUCCCUGGUAGUCUCAGUCCCAGCUUUGUUCCACUCUGGCAAAGGAUCAAGUCUGAUAUCUGGCGCUUUAUCUGUCGUCUGUGUGGAAGCCCAGGAUUUUGCAAAUACAUCCCACGCAAGAGAACUACAUUCUUCGAACAUGGUUAUAUCUUGAUUGACUGGAUCGAAAGCGACGAAUCACAAAUGCUCUCGUACACAUUUAACAAACCGCAUACAGAAGCACAGACCCAGAAUCUUUAUCGAAGCAUGUCAAGAAUUAUGAUUUCUCUUGCUAAGAUUCCACAAUCUCGGAUUGGCUCUUGGACCAUUGAUAAUGUUGGCCAAAUUAGUCUGUCCAAUCGUCCCAUGUUCUGUCACCUUCAUCAACUGGAAAACUGGACUAUCCCAACUGAUAUCCCGCGGAACAUGACCUACACAAGUGCCGAUAGUCUCUAUCUUGAUUUACUUGCUGGCCACGACAAUCGUUUCCAAUAUCAAGGAAAUGCCGCCUUUAGCGAAACAGAUGCACGUGCCCAAGCUAGAGAUCUAGUGCUUAUGAGAGCAGUUCUUCAUAAAUUUACCAGUCGACAUCUCCGUGAUGGCCCAUUUGUCAUGCAGCUAACAGAUCUGUAUAUCGGCAAUAUCUUUGUUGACAAGGACUGGAAUAUCAAAUAUGUUAUCGAUCUCGAAUGGGCAUGCUCUCUACCGCUUGAGAAAUUGCUGCCUCCAUGGUGGCUAACGGACAAGGGUGUUGAUCAAAUCAAAGGCCCAGAGUAUGAACGGUUCAAGGCAUGCUAUGAGCAAUUUACGGAUAUAUUUGAACAAGAGGAGAUGGGCGCACCACUACGUCACAAUGGACACCACUACUCUCGGGCCGCAAGUAUGAAAAGUGCUUUAGAGGAUGGUCGAUACUGGUACUUGAAUGCAUUGCAGACCCCAAAGGGUUUGUUCAAUCUUUUCAGAAGACAUAUUAAGCCAUUUUAUGAUAAUGUCUCUAAAGAAUCCCUCUCCGCAGCUUUAUCUCCAUUCUGGACACUUGGAAUGACUUCAUUUAUGGAUUCAAAACUGGAAGAAUUUUCCCAGUACCGCCAAGAGGUUCGCGACAUUUUCAAUAGCGAAAAGAGUGGAAAGCCUCACUUCUACCUAUGA